Molecule: messenger RNA, 3209 nt
Organism: Centropristis striata (black sea bass)
Lineage: Eukaryota; Metazoa; Chordata; Actinopteri; Perciformes; Serranidae
Gene: pde9ac
Product: phosphodiesterase 9ac
Exons: 20
Coding region: 188-1744 (518 amino acids)
Biological process (GO): cGMP catabolic process
Molecular function (GO): 3',5'-cyclic-GMP phosphodiesterase activity
Source: RefSeq, a predicted model, not a curated record
UCUCUCUCCUCCCCUGUAGCUCUCCCUUUGCGUUUGUGCAUGUGUGUCUGCAUGUGAGUCAGCUGUAUCCUCAGCACCUGGGACAUUACCUCCGGUCUCCACAGGGGAAGCUGCAUCGCUGACACUGCUUAUUGAUCAGGGCUUCAAGCCAGAUUUUGCAGGUGUAAGAGAGGAGAGGGAGGUCAACAUGGGCUCCAGCUCCUCCUCCUACGCCCCGAAAGCCAUUUACCUGGAUGUCGAUGGGAAAGUGCAAAAGGUGGUGUUCAGUCGGCACUGCAGCCCGUGUGACAUCAAGGAACUUCUGUGUUCCUCAUCUAACAUUCCCAGGAACACUGCCAUCAUGAUGGUGGACCCAGAAGGAGCCUUGGUCUCAAUAGAUCCCACCAUGCCCACCAACUCUCCAAACUUUCUGUACAAAGUUGUCCCUCUGUCUACUGGUCAACUUGGAGAGAAGGAGGACAUGUUUCAGAAUGUGUUGUCCCAGGUGGCUGAUCAGUUCAGCAGAGCCUUUCGCAUCAACGAGCUGAAGACUGAGGUCACCAACAGGCUAGCAAUGCUGGAGAAGAGAGUGGAACUGGAGGGCUUGAAGGUUGUGGAGAUCGAGAAGUGUAAAAAUGAUCUGAAAAAGCUACGAGAUGAGAUGACUUCGAGAAGUGGUGGCAGAGUAAACUGUCCGUGCAAAUACAACUUUGACGAUGGGAAGAAAGUCACUCCUCGACGAGAUGUCCCCAAUUACCCAAAGUACACACUGUCUCAGGAGACUGUUGAGGCACUCAAGAAGCCAACAUUUGAUGUCUGGCACUGGGAACAUAACGAGAUGCUAAGUUGUUUGGAGUAUAUGUACCAUGACUUGGGACUGGUGAAGGAAUUCAACAUGAACCCUAUCACACUCAAACGCUGGCUGUUGGCGAUUCAGGAGAACUACCGUAACAACCCUUUCCACAAUUUUCGCCACUGCUUCUGUGUUAGUCAGAUGAUGUAUGGGAUGAUUCACCUCUGCAACCUACAGGAGAAGCUGACUCUCACAGAUAUGGGCAUUCUCAUGACAGCUGCAGUGUGUCAUGACCUGGACCACCCUGGCUACAACAACACGUACCAAAUCAACGCCCGCACAGAGCUGGCGGUGCGCUACAACGACAUCUCACCGCUGGAGAACCAUCACUGCGCUGUGGCCUUCCAGAUCCUUUCUCUUCCCGAGUGCAAUAUUUUUGCGAAUGUGGAUCCUGAGGCCUUCAAACAGAUCCGACAGGCAAUCAUCACACUCAUUCUGGCCACCGACAUGGCGAGACACGGGGAGAUACUAGACUCCUUUAAGCAAAAAGUGGACAACUUUGACUUCACCAACGAAGAGCAUGUGACAUGUCUGAAGAUGGUUUUGAUUAAGUGCUGUGACAUUUCCAACGAAGUGAGGCCAACUGAGGUAGCUGAGCCCUGGGUGGACUGCCUGCUGGAGGAGUACUUCAUGCAGAGUGACAGAGAGAAGUCUGAGGGUCUCCCUGUGGCUCCCUUCAUGGACAGAGAUAAAGUCACCAAACCCACCGCUCAGAUCGGAUUCAUCAAGUUUGUCCUCAUUCCAAUGUUUGAGACUGUCAUGAAGCUUUUCCCUCAGAUUGAGGAGAUCAUGGUUCAACCUCUGAGAGACUCUCGUGACCACUAUGAGGAGCUGAAACAGAUUGAUGAUGCCAUGACAGAGGCACAGAAGAAAAAAACUGAAAAUAUGUCAUUAGGCGGGAAGAAGAAGUAAGCUCUGCAGUGAGUGAGUGCAGUGGUAUCUGUGGGUCUUCUUUUGUGAUCAAACUCAGGAAAGACUUUUAAACGUGUGAGUGAGGCCUCGGUGAAGAUAUUCUGUACUGCGCUGGAAUGAUGACAGACGGAUCAGGAUAAGAGGGGAAAGAAAAGAGACUGCUUGGCUACAUACUGAACUAAACUUAGGCGUCAUGUCUUGAACUUUGACUUAGACUUUUGAACUGGAUGUUACAGAGAGGGACCCGCUGACCUCUCUGUAUAUAUAUGGUGUUUAUGUUAUUCUCUUAUUUGAUAGUGCCUCAAGACAUAGAAGGACCACUUUCUAAUUAUAAAAUACAAAAUGGCUGCAAAAUAGACAGCCAUUUUUCCCCAAUAUUUUUCCAGUAGAAGAAUAAAAUGCACCAAAGUGAGAGGUUUUCACCUCACUGUGGCAAUACAUUUUGGACAUGUCGCACUGAGUGCUUGCCAGGGAUAAUAUAAUAAUAAUGCGGCAUCACACCUUGACAUUUUUGUUCACACACAUGAUGAGCUGUAAAAUAAAGACACACAUGGGCAUAUGUUGUCCAAGGUUGCUUUUAAAGGGAUUAUACCAUCUAAAAAGUGUUCAGUGCAUGUACAAAAACAUUUGCAAAUUGCAAACUGUGAAAUGAGAUACUGUGAGUCUUUACAUUGUAAGUCAGAUUUUAAGUGUUGACCAAGGUUUGUUAGAGAAGGUAAAAAUGCAUAAAGAAGCGUUAUAGGAACUGAACAAUGAUUUUAAAAAAUGAAGGUAUCUGUUCAAAGACGGAAAUUAUAAAACAACUAAUGAACAUAAAUCAGACCCUCAUUUGUGCAUUGUAUACUUUCAUAUAUGACUUGUUAUAUAUAACUGUAGAUAUACACUACAUUACCUUUCUGACCUUGGAAAUAAUGGCUUCGAAGUCAGUUGUCAUGGGGAUAUAUCUGUUUCCAAGCAAGCCCAGGAGCUGCAGGCUUGACUCCAAUGAAACUGCAUUGUUAAUUACUUUCCCAGUUAUUUCCCCCCAGAUUGGAUGAAGUGGAUGGAUGGGUCAAACACACAUGGGACUUUCAUCUUUGAGAUUCUUCUCCGUGACCCGUGUGAAACCAAAAGUCAACAUUGACUUUUUUUAGUUACUCAUUACAAACAUUUUUUUAAACGUAACCAAGUUGUUUUGUUGCCAAAAACCUAACCAAGCUGUGACUGUUUCACAAUAUUAACCAAGUUAAUGAGUCUCUCCUGGUCUCCCCUCGAAAAUCUCAAAAUAAGCCCUUUGUACAGACAGCAAAAUAUGACUCACAUUUACGUUUUCUCUUUCAUUCAUUCAUUAUCCUUAACUGCUUAUCAGCACUUGGGUCGCGGGGGGCUGGAGACGAUCCCAACUGACAUUGGGCAAGAGGCAGGGUACAACCUGGACAGGUCGCCAGACUAUUGCACUACUACUUUUCUUCUUACGUUAUUUACA